AGUUGUUUUUUUAUUUUAUUUGGAUAAUUUUUGAUAAUAUUAAUUAAAUUAUUUUCAUCAGUAUUAAUAUUAGCGUUGUCCUGGCUGAUUUGGGAUACAGUUGGAAUGGGAUAAUUUGUUAUUAAAUUGUUUCUUGUCUAAUCUUGAAAAAAAAAAAAAAUCCUCCCCACAUCAUUGUAGUUUUGCAUUAUAUAAAUGAUAGAGCAUUUGAAAAAUUGACAAAAAUGUAUAAAUAAUGAAUAAAUAAUAUUAAAUAAAAAAUAAUAAUAGAUAAUUCGAUAUGAGUGUCAGCUAUCUUUUUAUAAGUAAAAAGUGAAUUUAUUAUUUUCAUGGCCAAUCCCCCAAACAUUCAGUAUCACUGUAAAAACCUCUUUAAGAUGCUCCUGGACUAAAAAUGCAGCACAUGGUCUCUUUCCCAAUGUGAAAAAAAAUGAAAAAAUUUGGGUCGCAGGAGGCUAGAGGACAACUUUGGUAAAAAGUGGCACAGUUUACCCCAUUCUCCCCUAUCAUUUAAUACAUGUUCUUAGUAGAGAAUACACUACCACUCUGCUAGACGUUGCAGGGGGUAAAGUAAACACGUCCAUUCAGAUCAGCCUAACCUGGCACCUCUCCUCUGUAAUGUUUGAGAGACACAGGGAGUGCAAGAGAGCAAACAGGGGAAUGAAGGUCUAAAGGACAAUGUGAGCUUCCUUUUAGUCCAGGCAGACAGAGACGAAAACACCUUAAACUGGAAGCCGGGUAUGUUUUGCUUUAUAUUCUUUAAUACGGACGACUGUAGAUUUGAAAUUAAUUCUCUUUGCUAUCUCAUUUCAGUACAAUGAGAGUAUGCACACGUCGACGUUUACAGACUUUGCGUAUGUGGCUAUUAAUUGUCUUCCUGAGUCUGCAUUUGCUCGUGGUUUCACUUGUCCUGUCCAUGUACCACACUUCUUGUGAGCCCCGCUCGCACCCUGACAUCCAGACCUCCAUCAGCUUCUUCACUCAGAAUACAUCUACUUCAGCAAACACAAUGGCUGCUGUAGGAACUGUCACCCACAAAAUGGAAAUAGACAGUGCAGCAGAUGACCUUUCCAAACUGGAGGCUCUGUUCUCCCACCCGCUGUAUAAUAUGCUCACCCCACCUGUGCCUGAUGGUGAUUGGUUGCUAAAAGUCAGAACGAAAAGAAAAGAGGAAGAGCGUAGCACUCAGCAGUGGCUGAGUGCUAAUGAGGAUGGCUAUGAUCCUAUCAUCUGGAACGCCAGUGCCGAGACACAUCCGCCUUGGCUCCGGUUUCACCUUGGUAUAUCUCGCUGGCAGAUGUAUCAGCACAAAGAUCCCAGUCUGUCAGCGCUGACUCAGCAGCUGGCAUCCCACCGCAUUGUCAGUGCAGUGCAAAAAUCAGGUGGGACGCAGCUGAAGUUGGUGAUGUCAUUUCGUAAUUAUGGAAAGGCGCUCUUCAAACCCAUGAAACAGGAACGUCAUGAGGAGACCAAUGUGAAUCUGUAUUAUUUCUCUGACUUUGAGAGGCACAAUGCUGAAAUCGCAGCCUUCCACCUGGACAGGAUACUGGGUUUCAGAAGGGUGCCUCCAGUGGUUGGGAGGCUUAUUAAUGUAAUAAAAGAGAUCAAAGACAUCACCACUGACCAUAAACUGGCCACAACAUUUUUCACUUCCCCAGUGGGGAAUGCGUGUUUUUACGGCCAGUGUUCCUAUUACUGCUCCACGGAGCAUGCUAUCUGUGGACGUCCCGUCAUGAUAGAGGGGUCUUUGGCUGCUAUGCUGCCAGACCUGUCGUUGGCACAGCGCCGCUCAUGGAAGAGCCCCUGGAGGCGGUCCUACAGCCGAAGCAAGCUGGCUCUGUGGGAGACAAAUAACAACUACUGUGUCUCAGUAAAAAAGUCUCCUCCCUACGACCGAGGCACUCGAUUGGUGGAUCUGAUUGACAUGAGCAUUCUGGACUUCCUUAUGAGUAACAUGGAUAGGCACCACUAUGAAACAUUUGAGAAGUUUGGCAAUGACACAUUUCUCAUACACUUAGACAACGGAAGAGCGUUUGGACGUCACUCCAAAGAUGAACCUUCUAUUUUGGCUCCUCUUGUGCAGUGCUGCAGGGUCCGUCGUUCCACGUUGCUUCGUUUACGUCUGCUCUCUCUCCCGCUGUAUCGGUUGAGUGAUGUCAUGCGUGCAUCUUUGGCUCAGGAUCCCCUUGCAGCGAUGGCUCCUCUCCUUACUGAUCCACAUCUUUCCGCUCUAGAUCGUCGCCUAGCAACAGUCAUUCAAACCAUCCAGGACUGUCUGGAACAGCAUCAACAUCACAGUGAUGUCAUAUAUGAUGACAUCACUGAUUACCCUUGGGCUUGAUUAUUUAGAUCUAUGUUGUGAUGUAUAGCCACACUGUAAACAAUCAAUUACACAUUAUAUAGUUGUAAAAUAAUGUUAAAUGAAGUGGAUUAUUGCCAUCUGUGACCAGUACUUGAUGCAUGAUUUGAGACAAAAUUGAAGACAAAAUGUUUGCAAGUAACAUAUAAAUCAUACAUGUUAUUUAAGUACCAAACUCUCCGAGUAAGCAAAGCUAUCUCAGUUGGCAUAACAGGUAGGCAUAUUUAAAGGCCCACUGAAACGCCUUGGAAUACGCAGCAUUAUACAAAC
Molecule: messenger RNA, 2629 nt
Organism: Ctenopharyngodon idella (grass carp)
Lineage: Eukaryota; Metazoa; Chordata; Actinopteri; Cypriniformes; Xenocyprididae
Gene: fam20cl
Product: family with sequence similarity 20 member C, like
Exons: 10
Coding region: 818-2341 (507 amino acids)
Biological process (GO): protein phosphorylation
Cellular component (GO): Golgi apparatus
Molecular function (GO): phosphotransferase activity, alcohol group as acceptor
Source: RefSeq, a predicted model, not a curated record